GUGGAAAUGAGCCUUAAUAAUAACAACAGCCGCGUUCUAUUUGAAGAAAAUUUUGACAGAACGAACACAGUCACAAGCGAAAAACGAAGAAGAAAAAGAAGUAAGAACUUUUUCUCUACUGGGUGGACGUCCGUAUUUUCACACACUGCUUGGAAAAGCUUGCCGCUGGGUCGAAGGGAAACGGCGAACGGAGCACACAGUUCGGGUGGUGCUGGUCAUCAAACAUCAUCAUCAGCAGCGAACACACGAAAGAACAAAAACAAUGAUAGCGGCCGAAAAUUUGGAUCUUUCGCUUAAAGAUCUUUCCCUGGACGCGGGAUCGGCGGCCAGUGAGGAGAGCAAUAAAAUUCUCAAAUGGAACCUGCCGCUGAAGGAGCUGUACAAGCUGGCGUGCAGCUUUUACAAAGAAAAAUCUGGAAAAGCGAUCCAUCUAAGCUACGAGGACAAUUUGAAGCUGGUGGCUUUUACACAGCAAGCAGCACACGGACCACUGGACCUGUCGGACGCUCCUCCGCUGGGAAUGUUCGAUGUCAUCGGGAAGGAUCGCAGAAUAGCCUGGCAGCAGCUGGGCACAAUAACGAAGCUUCAAGCGAUGGAAGGUUUCAUCGAUCUGCUCGAUCGUCUCUGUCCGCUGUUUAAACCGUACGUGGAGGCGAUCAAGAAGGACAAGGAGGAGAAGGCUCGCCGUGCCGAACAGGAACAGAUUCAGCGCACGGAAGCACUGGCCGCGGAAAAGGAACGCCAGGAGGAGCUGCAGCGGCUCGAAAAUGAAAAGAACCGUGAAGAGCUCCACCGGCGACAGCUGCAGGACGCGCUGAAUCAGCAAACGUACCACCAGUUUAAGGAGUACGCGGAAAUCCAGUUUCCGGGCAACCCGGAACAGCAGGCGGUGCUCAUUCGGCAGCUGCAGAACGAACACUACCACCAGUACAUGCAGCAGCUGCAGGCCCAGGUCGCGACCAAUCUGGCCCGGCUGAAAAGCAUAUCCGAUGGGGAGGACGACGAUAACAAUCCUACCGCUGUGGUGUGCGAAAAUGGACCCGCUGGUGGUGCUGGUGAGCCGGGCGUAUUUACGACCUGCGCCAACACCGUGAAGGAAAAUAGUCAAUUCGAGUUUAAGGAACAGUGUGACAGUGACAAUGAUUCUGGAGAUUACGCAGUAAUCAGUCCCGCAAACAUGUGGACCAAGCCGGAUAUAAAGCUCUUCAAGCAGGAAGUGAUGGCCGGCAAAGGCGAUGGUGUGAUACGCGUAAACCAUGGCGAUACAGUUACGGUAAAAGUUCCAACGCACGAAGGAGGGUCGUGCUUGUUCUGGGAGUUUGCAACGGACAGUUACGACAUUGGGUUUGGCGUGUACUUCGAGUGGGGCAAACCACCGACGACCGAAGUAUCGGUGCAUAUAAGCGAAAGUGACGAGGACGAUGAUACGAUAGAGGAAGAUGAAGAAGUGAUCUGUGCGGAAGACCUGGAGUGUGGUACGGUACAGAACAGCCAAACGAGUGGUGCCGGGGGCAGCAGUGCGCUCGGUUCGCGCAAUCCCAUCUCGAUCAUCAUACCGAUCUACAGGCGCGAAUGUCACCAGGAGGUGUACGCCGGUUCCCAUACCUACCCGGGCGAAGGCACGUACUUGCUCAAGUUCGACAACUCGUACAGCUUGUGGCGCCCGAAGACGCUCUACUACAAGGUUUUCUACACGCGAUAAUCGGUCUCGCGCCCAGCACGGUAAACACGCUAAAUGGGACGCCAGGUUUCGAAGGAAAAGGGGCAAAUUCGCGCAAGGAAAACGUAGCACUAUUUAAAGGAACUAUUUUAUUCGAAUAACUUCUAAUGAACGCAACACACCCCGGGGGGGGGGGGGGGGGGGGGGGGGGGGUUAGUGUCGCACACUCUCUUCCCAAACGCGCUGUAUCGGGGAGCAAGGUGGCCAUGAAUGCGUCCGUGGUAACCAUGUGUACCAUGGUGUGGUUGCUAACACAUGCAGACUACCCUACGUUGAUCGUUGUAAAAUGGUUGCUAGUGUUGGUUGCUCCCUUACCCCAGGUCCAUACAGAACAAGUGUCCACGCGCAUAUGUGUUUAAAACAAUAGUACGCCGUUUUAAAUGACAGAACCGGUGGGCAAUUGUUUUUACGCGCUGGAAAGCACACACAAACAACCAGCAAAAAGAAAAGAAAGAAGAAAACUUGUUCCCUAGAUCCAAUAGAGUAUAUUAGUUACAAAAUGACCGUUGGUGGUUGAUAGAGCGCAUAUCGGUGUGUGUGUGUGUGUGUUUCGAGAGGGUGGGUUUUUUUUUUGUUUUAAAAGUACAUUCUCGAGUCUAUUUAGCAAAUCGUCGUCGAUGUGAUCGAUAUCAAUGCGGGAUGAUUCAUUCCAGGUGUGUAAUCGAAUUUGGAUUUGCGUACAUACAUCCAAUACCUAUAAACGAAUCGACACGGGCAAGGUGGCCAAGGGUGUGCAUGGCAUAGAUAAAUGAAAAGCUAGGAAGAAGAGAAAAAACAACGGCAAGCAGUUCCCAGUAAAUCCAGCUCCCCUUAUAUGAACACAACCCCUAAACAACGACCCACAACCAAGCACCUAUAUACACGAUAAUGGAUGUUGAUUGUUCAGCGAAUUAUAAAAGCCCCGUGUACGGGAAAAAGUUUAAAUAAAAACUGUUGUGGUACGUACACACACACACACACGUA
Messenger RNA from Anopheles stephensi (Asian malaria mosquito), 2683 nucleotides. Its product is annotated as Golgi resident protein GCP60-like. The transcript is spliced from 7 exons. NCBI's taxonomy places the organism in Eukaryota, Metazoa, Arthropoda, Insecta, Diptera, Culicidae. The coding region runs from base 263 to 1702 and encodes 479 amino acids. Gene Ontology annotation, molecular function: fatty-acyl-CoA binding. The record is from RefSeq and is a predicted model, not a curated record. Gene Ontology annotation, cellular component: Golgi membrane.